CCGUCCUCUUUGAGCUCCUCAGCCCACACGGUCGGAACUCACCUGGGCUCCUGGCAGACUGUUUGCUUGUUUUCCCAACUGCUCUCCCUGAUCCUGUUGCAUUCCCUCUCUCGCAGAGCCCAAAAAGGAUGUGAACUUUGGAAUGGGGUCUGUGAGCAGGCUGUGGACUCAGUGCAUGUGUGAGACUGUUGCUGAAUAACAGGAGGACUGGGCAAUCGCUGCGGGCAGCCUUUCUGUCUGGCUGCAGGGCACCAGCCUUGCCUGGGCCCUUCACCAUGUUCCUCCUGCUCCCCUUUGACAGCCUGGUGGUUAAUCUCUUGGGCAUUUCCAUAACCGUGCUUUUCACUCUGCUUCUGGUUUUCAUCAUUGUGCCAGCAAUUUUUGGAGUCUCCUUUGGCAUCCGCAAGGUUUACAUGAAAACAUUAUUAAAGAUUUUUCAGUGGGCAACACUGAGAAUAGAGCGUGGUGCCAAGGAGAAGAACCAUCCCUUAUACAAGCCCUAUGCCAAUGGUAUCAUUGCAAAGGAGCCAACAUCACUGGAAGAGGAGAUCAAGGAGAUCCGCCGGAGUGGCAGUGGCAAAGCCCUGGACACCCCUGAGUUUGAGCUCUCAGAUAUCUUCUAUUUCUGCCGCAAAGGCAUCGAGACCAUCAUGGAUGAUGAAGUGACCAAGAGGUUCUCAGCUGAAGAGCUGGAGUCCUGGAACCUGCUCAGCAGGACCAACUACAACUUCCACUAUAUCAGCCUGCGCCUCACCGUACUCUGGGGACUGGGUGUGCUCAUCCGCUACUGCUUCCUUCUGCCCCUCAGGAUAGCCCUGGCGUUUACUGGCAUCAGCUUGUUGGUGACUGGUACUACAGUGGUGGGAUAUUUACCAAAUGGCAGGUGUAAGGAGUUCCUGAGCAAGCACGUCCACCUGAUGUGUUACCGGAUCUGUGUGCGUGCCCUCACAGCCAUCAUCACCUACCACGACCGAGAAAACAGACCCCGAAAUGGAGGCAUCUGUGUGGCCAAUCACACGUCUCCCAUUGACGUGAUCAUCCUGGCCAGUGACGGCUACUACGCGAUGGUGGGUCAGAUCCACGGAGGGCUCAUGGGUGUGAUACAGAGAGCCAUGGUGAAAGCUUGCCCCCACGUCUGGUUUGAACGCUCUGAGGUCAAAGAUCGUCACCUCGUCGCCAAAAGGCUCACAGAGCAUGUCCAGGACAAGAGCAAACUGCCUAUUCUUAUCUUUCCGGAAGGAACCUGCAUCAACAACACGUCUGUGAUGAUGUUCAAAAAGGGGAGCUUUGAAAUUGGAGCCACAGUUUACCCUGUAGCCAUCAAGUAUGACCCGCAGUUUGGAGAUGCCUUUUGGAACAGCAGCAAGUAUGGCAUGGUAACCUACCUCCUCAGGAUGAUGACUAGCUGGGCCAUUGUCUGCAGUGUAUGGUACUUGCCCCCAAUGACCAGGAAGCCCGAAGAGGACGCUGUCCAGUUUGCCAAUCGAGUGAAGUCAGCCAUUGCCAGGCAGGGGGGCCUUGUGGAUCUGCUCUGGGAUGGAGGACUGAAGAGGGAGAAGGUGAAGGACACAUUCAAGGAGGAGCAACAGAAACUCUACAGCAAAAUGAUUGUAGGCAACCAUGAAGACCGGAGCCGCUCCUGAGCCCUCUGCCUCCAGCACUGUUACUGGGCCUGGCCAGAGCCCUCGGCCUCCAGCACGAGCCAGGCCUUGUCUGAAGCAGCUCCGAAUCUUUGGACUUUGGCUACUCCAGAGCUGCUUGGACUUGCUCCUUCAUCCUCUGGCUGUUCUUCCCCGGAGGCACGAUUACUGCCUAGAGUCUUUAGGCCCUGGGCAGCUCUUGGCAAAGAUGCCUUCUUGUUACUGUUACAGUGAAGCCCCUCGCAGGGGCAGUAUUAAAUGAAACACUUAUGGUGUC
This is a messenger RNA of Nipponia nippon (crested ibis), 1917 nucleotides long. Lineage: Eukaryota; Metazoa; Chordata; Aves; Pelecaniformes; Threskiornithidae. The record is from RefSeq and is a predicted model, not a curated record.